AUGUCAAGUGGCUCAAGAAUCUCCACAGGUUCAAGCAAUCAGAGAGUAGAUAAGGACGUCCUCUGUGAUUGUGAACUCCCUUCAAGAAUUCGUACCUCCAAGACCAAAGAUAACCCUGGAAAGAAAUUCCGAGUGUGCCUUAACUCAUUGAAACCAGGGAAAAAGUGUAAAUUUUGGGAAUGGAUUGAUGAAGAACCUGAGAAUAUGAAGGCCAUUGAAGAAGAUACUCUUUCAGAUUUUGCAGAUUAUCUUAAACAAGUUUUAGAGGAUGUGGCAUCUGUUAGAGAAGAAGUGAAACAAUUGAAGACUUGUUGUGUAAUUCUUGUUUAUGUAAUGGAUGUUGAUGUACUUUAUGUUUAUGUAAUGUCAAAUGGAGGUAAAACCAAGACAAAUUACAGGAAAGAUUCUUUUAUAGAGAAUUGGAUGUAA
Molecule: messenger RNA, 429 nt
Organism: Lactuca sativa (garden lettuce)
Lineage: Eukaryota; Viridiplantae; Streptophyta; Magnoliopsida; Asterales; Asteraceae
Source: RefSeq, a predicted model, not a curated record